Drosophila erecta is the source of this 4595-nucleotide messenger RNA. RefSeq lists its product as uncharacterized. The record is from RefSeq and is a predicted model, not a curated record. The transcript has 15 exons. The coding region runs from base 1 to 4569 and encodes 1522 amino acids. Lineage: Eukaryota; Metazoa; Arthropoda; Insecta; Diptera; Drosophilidae.
AUGCCCGAUAGUAUGAACGCAAUACUCAUCAAAUGCCCCGAAAACAAUACAAACAAGUCCUGCGAAACUCAAUUGAUUGUCAAUAUUCACAUGAACCCAAGCUUCGAUUUGGAAAACACGGAGAAGUUUUGGGUGGUUGAUAAGGUGUUUGAUCCCUCAAAAGGAAUCACUUCAAAAAUUAUAUCUCCCUAUCUGAUUGUAGUUAGCCGGGGCGAGCCUGUUGUAAUGUACCCUCUUCGGUUUAUAAAAUCGAUUAAUAAUGAGAAAAUAAGCAUGAAGCCCCUAAAAGAAGUCAAUAAUAAUGCGAAGCUUGGUGGUUCCCCAUCCUGCAUGACUAAUGAAGGCCAACUUGAAACAAAUAUAAAAGGACAAGAGAUGGAAAAUGCCACCAGAUUGAAAAGAAAUCACUUUCCACUCUAUGCCACAGGAAAAUCAAUUAUUUCAAGCAUUUUCGGCACGAAGAGGCAUAAGAAAAAUAUACCAUCUCGGCGUAGGGAUAAAAGAAUCAAUGAUCUCCAGCAAAAGGACCUUUCAAGCCUUGGACUUGUUCAAGUUUUGGAUACUGCUGUAACAAAAAAUUACCUAGAUUCCCCUAACAACUUUUUAAAUUCCUACAAAGAUACGCAGAGUAAAGAAUUGGAUAAACAUAACUUACUUAAAUGGCACGAUCACUAUAUUCCUAAAUCCAAUUCUGAAGUCUUUUCCAGAAAGAGUCAAAUGAACACUCAACAUAAAGAAAACUUAAAGAGCUUGAACAUAGCAGACGAUGCCGAUAAACUAUUUUCCUAUGAGAACUCAAGAAACCGCCAGCAACAAAAUAAUGAAGGCAAGCUGUACACAGAAUACGAAAAAUCUGAGGAAGAAUCAGUGCCCGAUUAUCUUUUAUAUGAACGAUUGGCACAGGAAUCUAGAAGGAAAAAAAUUAAAGAAAAUUUUGAUAAAAACUAUGUACCACCUCGGAAAAGUAUGUAUAAUUCGAAUGAAUUUUCAAAUAGGGAAGAUCACGAAAGUAUUGAGUACAAGUUACCCCCCAAAAGUCUAAAUGAUGUACAAGGUUUUCCUUACGAAAGUGUAGAAAAUCAUUUUCCCAAUCAGAAAAGGCUUUCACAUAAAAUGGAAAAUGAAAAUUAUAAUUUAAUAACAUCCGGUGAUCGGAAAACAAAUACUUACGAAUUUCCAAUUAAGAGAGACAAUAAUAAUCUAAGAUCGCAUUCUAUUGGUGAUGUUUAUGAUUUUCCCCACGGAAGUAAAAAGCACCAUGAAAACUACAAGCCACUUUUGGAAGACAACUAUGUGGCCCAGGAAAGGAAAUAUAAAAAGAAAAACUUUAGAGGAUAUAAUAGUCAAUAUAACAAACACGAUUUUUCAUUGGAAGCUGAAAAGGAUCUUUAUUAUUCCAGGACCCCAGUCGAAAGUUUAUCGAGAGAUAUGGAUUUUCCCAGUGAAAUAGAAAAUAAGAAAAAUAAUUUUAAAAAUCCCACCUAUAGUUAUUCAGAUUCAAACGGAUUUUCACAUGGAAAUCCAUACGAUAAUAGCCUUUCCAAAGAAAAAGAUUUCGAAAGUGGUAAUGAAAACCUAAAUUUGAACGCACCUAAAGGAAAUUUGUACAGCCACAAUUUUAAUUUUGAUACAAAGUUAGAAUAUCCAAGGUUGCCCGAAAACAAUGUUAAUGACUUUCCGUGGACUCAAAGCAACAUUGGAGACGAAAGCCUCGAUUCUAUUGUAAACCGUCAUAUGAAACAAAAACUUCCAGGUGAUUUCAACGCGCCAAAUGAUUUGAAUUUGGAUUAUUUUAAACCGGCUAGUAGUCAAAAAUAUUUAGACUUCGGUUCCAAGCAGAACAUAAAUCCCUAUCUAACUUACUCGAAAACCAAUUCCUAUGAGACGUUGCCCUAUCCACGAUCAAGAAACCUAAAAAGGAUGAAACGAGAUGGGCUUCAGGAUCGUCAUAUGGAAAAUGGUGAGGACUCGCGAUUGGAUCCAAAGUAUGAUGCCGAUCUUGACUCGUUGAAAGUGCUGAAACUAAAGCACAUAGAUGAUAAUGGGGAAAUUCCAUGUGAUACGUGUGGGGGCAAGAAUAAAAAGAAGGAUGAAAAGCCCCGAACAAUAUAUAGUAGUGCCUUGGCAGAACCGAAAAGUUUAGAAGGUAAAAUUGAGAAUGCGAACCCCAAAAUUGAUGAGGCCGUUCCUUGCGAUACGUGUGGUGGUAAAAAUAAGAAGCCAGGGGGGAAGCCUUUGCCGGGAGGAUUGCCUCCUGAAGUCAACAGUUUAGAUGCUGAAAGUGAUGAGCGACGGCUACCCGACUAUAUGAUACCGUGCGAAAGUUGCAAGACAAGCAAUAGGUAUACAGAAGGCAACCUUGAAUCUGCAUCCUGCGGUUGUGUUACCAACUCAAAAGUGUGCAAUUGUGAAUCCUCUAAGUUAUCCAGAGCUUUAAACGAUAGUUUGAAGGAAUGGAGCUAUACGGUCUUUAAUAUGAAUAAUCCUGUUCCAUUUUUAAGCACCAAACUACGUGUUUUUAGAAGGCGUCACAACACAUGGUGGCUGGUUGUUCCGAUAGUAACGCUUGAUAGUGUAUCAGGCAUAUUUGCAAAUGAUAACUUUUCGGCCGUGCUUACUUCCCACAUCGAUAUGAUUCGCCUGGAAAAAUCAACAGGCUUCUCGAAUCGAAAUCUAGCUGUUCCUAAAGAAAAUGAGAAGGCAUUUGCUAGAAAACGACAUGCUAUUACCCUAAAAGAUCUACAGAAUAACAUUGGGAAUAGUGUUCUGCUCGAUGAAUCGAAUAAGGACGUAUCUAUUCGGGAAAUAAAAAACUCUUGCAACUUAAAGGUUCAAAAUGAGGAAAGUAUGAAAGGCUUGGCUAGUAGAAGCAUCAAAGGAUUGGGAUAUUUACCAGUUUCUAUGAAUGCGCUGGAUAAUUGUCCUCAUAAGGACAAAACCCUAUGCCUAAAUAUUCGGGAAGAUAAAGUACCAGAAUUUAGUAUAAAAGUGAAGAUACCUUUUCGGGAAAAUGCUCUUGUUAUGCGCAAUCAGCAUAUGGUGAAAAUUUCAAGAAUCAUAACCGAUGCAACCACAAAAGAUGCACUUCAAAUUUCGAUCGAUGUUAUAAACAAAGGUUUUGAAGCACAGGAAUAUACCAUAUUUGUUUGCAACUGCGAUAUUUUGAAAAGUGGAUCAGCAUCGCACACUGCCAGAAGAUUAUUACAGCCGGAUAUUGGGCAAACCGUCACUUUUUUAGUGCCCUUGAUAAUAGUCUCGAAAAAAAACAAGAAGUACAGCUGCGAUGUGAUGGUUAAGGCCAGUACGGAUUAUGAUGAGAGUGAUACCAAUCUGCCGAAACCCGUUGACCCAAAAGUAGGAGUUAUUGCCAAAAGAACUAUGGAAAUUAAAUGCCACUCGAGGUGCUUUUGUGUUUGGCGUUGUCGAUGUCACUGCAUUGGAAAGCUGGAGACUUUCAUCAACUACAAUGCCUGUGAAAGAAUGGAUCCCAAGUCCGAAAAAGAGGCUGGUCUCGUCUACAACUGUCCACCUGGUAAUGAGCCAAAUGAUGUGUGCAUCAAGGACGUUUGCAGCGAUCGAAAAGAGGAGAUAACUUGCAAACUCACCUGUAAAGUCAUAGCCAUUACACUGCUCGUUUUGAUGUUGCUGUUCUUAUUGGGACUUUUAAAGGCCAUUCUUGGCAUCUGCAUUACUUGCAUAGGUCGCUGUGGCUUCGACACAGUGCAGCCUGGCAGGACAUACGAAUGCACCUCCUGCAUAAGGAUCUUUUUGGUCAACUGUUUCUUCUUCAUCAUAUAUCCCUUUGCCUGUUGGUGCAAGUGCUUCCGACCAAAGGCGAGGGACCUCAUAGAAGCCAGUUCCGAUUGGGAUUGCAUUUCUCAAAACGAUGAAACACAAAAAUGCACCUGUGAUAAAAAUGAGUCCAGCUGCCGACUCCAUGGUGGCCAGGAUCUACAAAACAAUUUAGUGCUCGCCUUUGCUCCACUGCAUGAAAAUGGCCUGUUCAAGGACGAGAAGUCAGACGACGAGGAGAGCCAUUUGUUUAUCCUAGAAGUGUUGGAGGAGAGCAAAAGUUCCCUGACUAAAAUGAUGAGUCAAGUCAUGGAUCCUGUUCAGAAUGUUGAGCAGGCCACUGAAAGUAAUGCCGAUGUUAUGGCGGCCGAGGAGUUUGUGGAAUGUCUGCGGAACUCGCAGGUGGCUUAUAGAACAUUGAGUUCGCCAGUUGGCGGAGUAGUCAACAUCCCGGAUAACUUUCAGUAUUGCGUGAAAGGGUUCUUUGUGCAAACUAUAAACUCGAACUUUGAGUUUAUGAGCUAUCAUCCACUAUCGCAGUUUGUUGGAAUCACAGAGGAGAACGAAGUUAGGGCUCUGGCACAGCCGCGAUACAUCCACUCUAAUGAGUUCUCUAGAGUCUACGCUGAUAAAAUGGAGGUUCAUAAGGCAGCUGAUCUCUCAGUGGUUCCUCCAAUGGAUGUUCCUUGUAUCAACAUCGACCACGGAAACCAAUUGGAGGGUUCCUUUGUUAAACUCGCAGCGCAGCAGGAAAAAAUGAAAGCAAAUCAGACCUAAGCAUUAUAAUCGUAGCUUAUUUUAUU